This is a messenger RNA of Cryphonectria parasitica EP155, 4257 nucleotides long. RefSeq lists its product as uncharacterized. Bases 1 to 4257 code for a protein of 1418 amino acids. NCBI's taxonomy places the organism in Eukaryota, Fungi, Ascomycota, Sordariomycetes, Diaporthales, Cryphonectriaceae. The record is from RefSeq and is a predicted model, not a curated record. The transcript is spliced from 3 exons.
AUGGCGAUUUCCCCUUCUUCUCGUCUUCCCCGUGCCCUCGCUUUCCUGCUGUCGGCGGGUCCUCUGCUUCUUCUGGCGCUCUACAACUACCCGUGGUCCUUGCUUGACGACGGUUCCCAGGACAUCGCCCAGGUCGCGGGAAAUUUCCUCGCGGCCUUCGUGUACGGAACCUCCGCCAUCGUCUACAUGGUUGCCUGCCAAGUUACCAUCCUCUUGGCCCUAUACUAUGUGUACAAGGUUCAUGGCGACCAGAAGAAGCACUGGGCCCGUCUUGCGGAUGUGAAUGCGCGUCACCGCUCCGAAAAGACCGGGCUCCAGAUCGAAAUCCGCCUGUUGCGUAAGGAUCUUGCCCGCUACACCGACGAGGCUGCCUCGGCGCUCUGGAAGGAGGCUCGAGAGCCUUCGGUGCUGUUCGGAUCAUCUGCGCCUGAGAUCGCCAGGCUUAACGACGACCUCCGCGCAGCAAACAGGAAGAUCGAAGAGCUGGAGGCCGCCGCCGAGGCCGCAGCCGAGGCCGCCGAGCAAGGCCCUGAUUUGCUUUCCCAGUACGAGUCGAAGAGUGCGUACCUGCAGAGCGAGGUCGACCGCCUGCAGAGGGACAACUCUCGGCUCCAAAAGAAGGCAUUUCUCUGGGAUCGGGUUAUGGAAAUCGGCAAAGGACUGACGGCGUCUGUCCAGCAGGUGGUUCGGGUUUUCGAGGCCCGUGUUAAGGUGCGCAAGCACCUCAGCACCAAGGCCAGCCUGAACCUGCGCGCACUUGGGCGUCGCAACACCUCCCUGCUGGUCAUGAUCCGCCACCUUACCAGCCAAAUCAAGAAGGUCACCUCCGAGCACGAAGAGUUGAAGUCUCUGUACCUGAAACAGGCCGACCUUCCUCCCAAGUUCCAGUCUACAGCUGAGAGGCAGGCUGCCAUGCUCAAGGACUUGACUUGGCGCAACAACGUGGAAGUGAAGUACCGUCUACGGACCACUAUCCGCCAGCAGGAAGAGGUGUUGGCCGAGCUGCAGACAACGAUCGAGCAACUCCGACAAGACAACGCCCGCCUUGAGGCCGAGACGCUGUGUGUUCGGUGCAAGCGUCCCCUCCACGGCAACGGUAGCUCGGGCUCGGACGACUCGGACGGACCUCCAGGACCCCCGGGACCUUUCUCAGGCGGCUCUGACAACGGCAGUAAUGGAUCUGGAUCUGACGAGGACAAGAGCAGUCGUGCCGGUGCGAAGAAGGUUCACUUCGCUGACCUUGGAAACAAUCACGACGACGACGAUCCCAAGGACGAUGGAGGAGAUGACAACGAUGGACAAGGUGGCGCCAUUUCGGAGGUUGCUGUCGAUGUCUCUUCGGAGUCUCAACAUAAUGAUCAGCAGCAACAGGAGCAGGUCCAAGUCGAGGAGGAUUUGGUGGCCAGUCACACCCACCCCGUCUACGAAGCCUCUUUGGAGCCUCACCACAGCGAUCAGCAGCAGCAGCAGCAGCAGCAGCAGCAGCAGCAGCAGCAGCAGCAGCAGCAGCAGCAGAUCCCAGCUGUUUCAGCAGUCGAAGCCCCCAGUAUGACUUUGACCUCGCAGCCGGUUGAUAUCCCAGUUCCUACCGAGGCAGAGAUCUCUGAUACAGCCAUGACAGCCAGCAGCGAGGCACCAAUGGACCAUCCUGUCGACGUAGCUGCACAGGACCCCGUGGCAACGACAGAUCCGAACAUCACUCCCGUCGUAGAAGACCCAGACGAUGGCUGGGCUCACUAUUCCAUGGAAGUUCCGGAUUACAAUGAGAUUCCCGACAUUGAUCACAACUUUGACCCCUAUGACGAGGAUGAAAAAAUGGAAGAUGCAGAGCCAAACGAUUUCCCCGAGGACGACCAAACUCAAGAGCCUCAUAACGUCGAGGACAUGGAGUGGGACAGCACGGAGCCUGGUAUGGACUCCCAGUCUGACUUUGCUGCCAACGCUGGAGUGGCUACGCAGAGCCUUGUGUCGCCUAGCCGUUAUGAUGAGCAGAUGGAGGUCGAUGAACCUUUCGACGCCCCGCCCAGAUUCUGGAACCAAGGGCAGCCAGUCGAGCCUGGCCCUUCGAUGUCCGCCGCUGCCCGUGAGCCCAGACCUUCGCAGUAUACAGUCUCUGCUUUUCCCUCGCGGCCUGUCUUUGGUGGUCAAUCACAGCCAGAGAUGCAGCAGCCGUCCUUGUUUGGCAGUCCUAACCCACCAAGGCCCUCGCCCUGGACAGCCUCAGCUCAUCCUUCCCAAUCUGCGCUCGGUAGUCAAAACCAAACAGCCACGCCUAGUUCCUCGAGUUUCUCUGCUUCCUUCAGGCCUACACAAUUCACUACUUCUGCUUUCUCACCUCGGCCGGCACUGGGCAGCCAAGAGCAGACAGCUCCGCGCCAGAUAGAUGCGCAACAGACGGCGGCUCCUGGUUCCUCAAUCUUCGGCACUGUUCCUGGGUCCUCACAAUUCAGGAUCUCAGCUCUGCCCUCUCGCCCUGUUCUCGGCGGGCAAGGAGAGCCCGCUUCGCGCCAGACUGAUGCCCCUGGAUCCUCAGUCUUUGCCCCUACUCCUGGUACUUCGCAGUUCAGGAUCUCGGCUCUGCCAUCUCGCCCGGUAUUCGGCGGCCGAGGAGAGCCCUCUUCGCGCCAAACAGAUGCGCCUGGGUCCUCGGUAUUUGCUCCUGCUCCGGGCACCUCGCAGUUCAACAUCUCUGCCCUACCUUCUCGGCCUGUGCUCGGCGGUCAAGGCCAGACAGCUGUACAACAGCCAGCUCCGCAACAGACAAGCGCGUCUGGUACUUCUGUUUUCGCUGGUCCCCGUCCCGCGCCGCAGUCUACUGUCUUUUCUCUGUCUCCCCGGCCUGUACUCGGUGGCCAGGGCCAGACUGGUGCGCCAGGUCCUUCUUCGAGCAUGCAGGUACACCAGGCAGCCGGUCCACUGCCCUCUCCGCCGCCGGAGCAUGUCUCCCCAUUCGCCUCCAACCAAGCCGCUCGGGAUGAGCCAGGUCAAGACGAGGUUGGAGGCGGAUGGAGAGACGUGCUCCGGCGGCAACAAGCCAAGCGACGGCAGCAAGCCAACAGCACAGCUGGUCCCUCUGCGGGUCCAAACUCCGUCUCCUGGCCGCUUGGUACCAAGCGGUCCAUACUACAGGAGCGUAACCAAGACGACCUCUCAGACUCUGAGAGAGAGACCUUGAGGCGUCAAGGUAUCAAGAGAGUUUGCCGUGACCCAAACUCACCCGCAGAGGAGGCCAUGGCUGUGGCCGAAGCUAGGCCCACGGGUCAGGAGACUCCGGUGUCCAAUGUCGACGGUCACGAUGCUGCAACUUCAGCAGCAGCCGACUUGGACGUUCCAGGGUCCUCGGAUCAGACACGCCAAGCAUCUUCCGAACCGAAUGUUGCAAGCCCACAUGCUGCGGAUGUAGCAGAGGCUCAUAACGGCGUGCUCAUCAGCGAGGCUUCAGCCCAGAGCACUGUCGCUGCCGAUGCUACAAUCCCGGCAAACAACCUAGGUUCGGAAGACGCUGAUCCAGAGGACAACGACUUGGAUCUGGAAGACGACCACCCAGAUACAGAGGUGGAUACAGAACCAGAAGUCAACCUGGAGCCGGAGGAGGCCUCCCCGGAAGCAGAGGUCCAGCCAGACACCGAGGCCCAGCAAGGCUCUGCCGUCGAACCAGGCGCAGAGGCCCAACCAGGCGCCGAAGCCGCCCGACAAGGCGCCCAAGUCGAGCCAGACCCAGAGGUUCAACCAUACGAGGUUGAACUAGAUUCAGAUAUCGACGGCUUGAUAGCCGGACUGGAAGUGGCACUCGACUUGGGCGCGCCGGCUUCGGUGGCCCCGGCCUCGGAUGUCCCGGCUGUGGCUGUCCCGGACGGGGGUCCGGCAGCCGAAGAUGAGCCCCUCCCCGAUUACGUCUCGGACGAGGAGGACCCUGCGGCCAACCCUCCCACCGCUGGCAGCAGCCUGCCCGGUAGCUCGGCCGGGCAGGUCACCCAGGCCAUGCGAGAAGAGGUGCGGCUUGCUCUCCAAAGGCAGCGCAGGAACCAGCGGGGCCCGCCGUUGCGACGGCCCCAGCCAAGAAGGCCCACUGCUGCGGACCUCAACCAGCAGGACGCCGACUACGAUGCCGACAACGACGAGGCAGGGCCCUCACGGGCCAGGACCGAACCACGGAGGCGUGAGGGGCUCGGUUCAGGAUCCUCGCGGCCCGGCCCCUCGGGUGGUGGACGCGUUGAAAAACGUGGUCGCCAACCGAGGAAGCCAAGAAAGGGCUGA